AUGGACUCAGCAUUGUACAACAUAUGGCAUCUAUAUGGCACCUCUUAUGCCACACAAAAGACUCCACCCCCUUACUCCAUCCAGGAGGGAGAAGAUGCCACCGUUUUGGGUGAGCCGGUCUUUAUUCGGAAGCCGGAUGACCAGAUUGGGAUAUCAGGUGGUGUCGCCUCCUUCGUCUGCCAGGCCACCGGGGAUCCAAAGCCAAGAAUCACCUGGAUGAAGAAGGGGAAAAAAGUCAGCUCCCAGCGCUUCGAGGUUAUAGAGUUUGACGACGGAUCGGGGUCUGUUCUCCGAAUACAGCCCCUCCGGGUUCACAGGGACGAAGCGAUAUACGAGUGCACGGCGACCAACAGCGUGGGAGAAAUCAACAGCAACGCCAAACUGACUGUUCUAGAAGAGGAGCAGCUGCCUCAUGGGUUCCCCGUCAUUGACAUGGGACCGCAACUCAAGGUGGUGGAGAGGACACGGGUAGCCACCAUGCUAUGUGCCGCCAGCGGAAACCCAGAUCCGGAGAUCUCCUGGUAUAAGGACUUCCUUCCCGUCGACACGGCCACCAGUAAUGGAAGGAUUAAGCAGCUCCGCUCAGGUGGUACACCGAUCAGAGGAGCACUGCAUAUUGAAAACAGCGAGGAAUCUGACCAGGGGAAGUACGAAUGUGUCGCUACCAACAGUGCCGGAACACGCUACUCCGCUCCUGCUAAUCUCUACGUGCGUGUCCGGCGGGUGCCUCCGCGGUUUUCUAUUCCUCCCAGUAGCCAUGAAGUCAUGCCAGGAGGCAGCGUGAACUUAACCUGUGUCGCAGUCGGUGCGCCCAUGCCUUAUGUAAAGUGGAUGGCCGGUGUAGAUGAACUUACCAAAGAGGACGAAAUGCCCGUUGGACGUAAUGUUCUUGAGCUGACCAAUAUUCGUGAAUCUGCCAACUACACUUGUGUGGCUAUUUCCUCUCUGGGGAUGAUUGAAUCUGUUGCACAGAUUACUGUGAAAGCAUUGCCAAAGCCGCCAGUAGCUGUAACGGUAACAGAGUCGACAGCCACUAGUGUCACAUUGACGUGGGAUUCUGGGAACCCGGAGCCACUUUCCUAUUAUGUUAUCCAGUAUAAACCCAAAGCAUUUGAAGGGUCUUUCCAGGAAGUUGAUGGUGUCGCUACAACUCGCUACAGUAUUGGUGGGCUCAGCCCUUACUCUGAAUAUGAGUUUCGUGUCAUUGCGGUUAACAACAUUGGCCGUGGACCUCCAAGUGAAGUGGUAGAAGCUCAGACAGGAGAACAGGCUCCCUCAGGUCCUCCUUUGAGAGUCCAGGCCCGCAUGCUCAGUGCAAGUACUAUGAUAGUUCAAUGGGAUCCUCCCGAAGAAGCCAAUGGACAAAUAAGAGGAUUCCGAGUAUACUACACUUCAGAUCCACAUUUAUCUUUUAGCAUGUGGCAAAAGCACAGUGUGGAGGACAAUCUUUUGACUACUAUUGCAGGAUUAACCACUGGGAUCACAUACAGUAUCCGUGUGCUGGCAUUCACAUCAGUGGGUGAUGGGCCACCUUCAGAGAUGGUCCAAGUCAAGACACAGCAGGGAGUUCCAGCACAGCCAACUAACUUCCAGGCAGAAGCUGAAUCUGACACAAGAAUUAUGCUGACCUGGCGCUAUAUACAGCAAGAACGCAUCGUCUCGUAUGAACUUCUGUAUUGGGAAGGUCAGGAUGGGCCACAACAAAAAAUAACAUUUGCCCCAUCAUCAUUUUACGCUGUUGAGGGGCUGAAGCCGGACACACUGUAUAAUUUCCAGCUGGCGGCCAGCUCUUCUAUGGGGCUUGGGGUUUACACACCAGUGAUCCAGGCUAGGACAGCGCAGUCCACACCAUCUGCCCCACCGCAGGAUGUGGAGUGUGCCAGCCUUAGCUCCACCUCUAUCCGGGUAAGUUGGGUAGCUCCACCAGUCUCCAGCCGCAAUGGAGCUUUAACCCGCUACUCUUUGGCCUAUCAAGCGGUGGCCGGGGAGGACACAUCCCGACAUGUUGUGGACAGUAUCCCACCAGACGUCUCCAGCUGGGAGAUCAAGGACCUGGAGAAAUGGACAGAGUACAGAGUUUGGGCGCGAGCUCAUACAGAUGUAGGGGCUGGGCCUGAGAGCCCCCCAGUCAUUGUGCGGACAGAUGAGGAUGUGCCCAGUGCACCACCAAGGAAGGUUGAAGUCGAUUCGGCAAAUUCCACAUCUGUACGAGUGACCUGGAAGUCUCCACUUCCUACCAAGCAAAAUGGUCAGAUACGUGGCUACCAGGUGACUUAUGUGCGCUUGGAAGGGGGAGAGCCUCGAGGAAACCCUGUUAUUAAGGACGUCAUGUUGGCAGAAGCUCAGUGGAGACCAGAGGAGUCUGCAGAUUACGAAGCCCUGAUAACUGGGCUAUCUCCAGAAACCACCUACUCCAUCACUGUUGCGGCAUACACUACUAAAGGAGAUGGUGCAAGGAGCAAACCCAAAGUCGUCACCACAACAGGAGCAUUGCCCGGGAAGCCGAGCAUAGGGAUUAGCACAACCACUCAAAACACUGCGCUGAUUCAGUGGCAUCCACCAAGAGAAUCGAUGGGAGAGCUUCUGGGCUACCGCUUGCAGUAUAAACGUGUGGAUGAGGAGAGAUUUAUCACUAUGGACUUUGGAAAGAAUGAACAUCACUACACGUUGACCAAACUACACAAGGGUGCCACCUACAUCUUCAAACUGUCUGCCAAGAACCGGGCUGGUUUCGGUGAGGAGGUUGAGAAGGAGAUCUCUACUCCUGAGGAUGUACCUAGUGGCUUUCCACAAAACUUGCAAGUUGUGGGAUUGACCACCUCCACAACAGAACUGUCUUGGGACCCUCCAGUACUGUCAGAACGCAACGGAAAGAUCACAAACUAUACAGUGGUUUACCGGGACAUCAAUAGUCCCCAAGAUAUGGUCAAUGUCACGCGAGACACUCACAUUACACUCAUCAACCUCAAACCCGAUACUACAUAUGAUAUCAAAGUCAGGGCAAGGACAAAUAAGGGGCUUGGGCCUCUAAGUCCCAGCAUACAGUCCCGCACCAUGCCGGUGGAUCAAGUAUUUGCUAAGAACUUCAGAGUGAAUGCUGUGAUGAAGACCUCAGUCUUGCUGAGCUGGGAAGUUCCUGACUCUUACAAAUCAGCUGUGCCUUUCAAGAUUCUAUAUAACAACCAGAACGUAGAAGUAGACGGUCAUUCCAUGCGCAAGCUGAUCAACAACCUUCAGCCAGAUACAGACUAUUCCUUUGUACUCAUGCACCGAGGCAGCAGUGCUGGCGGCCUGCAACACCGAGUUUCCAUCCGUACAGCCCCCGAUGUCCUGCAGAGCAAACCCUCAUUUACCAGCAAGUAUAUGGAGGACAGAAAGUUUACUAUUCUCUUGCCACGAGUACAAACUUCUUCUCCAGUGAGAUGGUAUUACAUUGUGGUUGUUCCACUUGAUAGUACCAGGAGUAGCCUCAGCCAACGGCAAAGCCCUGAGGAUAUGGAGCUGGAACAGAUCCUGGAAGCCAUUAAUCAAGGGUCUCGUCGGCAAAAAAGACAAGCAAGCAGGAACAAGCCAUACAUAGCAGCCCGGCUGAACACGCUCCCAGAAUCGUUUACUAUUGGUGACAAUAAAGAAUAUAAUGGAUUCCUGAACAAGCCUCUGGACCCUCAUCUGAGCUACACCUGCUUUGUGCUCGCUGCUCUAGAAGAUGGGGACACAAAGAAGUAUGCUGCCAGUCCAUACUCGGAUGACAUUGUGGUGGAAGAAGUAGUUUCAACCAGGCAACAAGAGGAACCCGAAAUGCUUUGGGUCAUGGGCCCAGUCCUUGCCGUCAUUCUUAUCAUCAUCAUUGUUAUUGCUAUUCUGUUGUUUAAAAGUAAGCAGGAGAGGAAAAGAACCAAUUCCCCAUCUAAUAAGGAGGAUCAGACACCGGGUGUCAAGGAAUCCCUCUUGGGAAAUUCAUCUGAUCCUGUGGAACUGCGGCGCCUGAACUACCAAACUCCAGGUUCCAGUGUCCCCAGUUAUCCGAGUAUCUCAAGUAUGAGAGAACAUCCACCCAUCUCGAUCAAUGACCUCUCUGAACACAUUGACCGUCUGAAGGCCAACGACGGACUGAAGUUCUCCCAGGAGUACGAGUCCAUUGACCCCGGGCAGCAGUUUACAUGGGAGAAUUCUAACCUGGAGGUGAACAAACCAAAGAAUCGUUAUGCAAAUGUCAUUGCCUACGACCACUCGCGUGUUAUCCUUACCUCAGUGGAUGGUGUCCCUGGCAGCGAUUAUAUCAACUCCAACUACAUAGAUGGCUACAGGAAGCAGAAUGCUUACAUCGCUACACAAGGGCCGCUACCUGAGACUCUCAGUGACUUCUGGCGUAUGGUGUGGGAGCAGAGGACAACCACCAUUGUCAUGAUGACUCGCCUAGAGGAAAAAUCCAGGGUGAAGUGCGAUCAGUACUGGCCGAGCCGUGGCACCGAGACGUACGGUAUGAUACAAGUCACCCUAUUAGACACAGUAGAACUUGCCACGUAUACAGUGAGGACGUUCGCUCUCUAUAAGAACGGCUCCUGUGAAAAACGAGAAAUCCGGCAGUUCCAGUUCAUGGCGUGGCCGGACCACGGGGUCCCAGAGUACCCCACACCUAUUCUGGCCUUCUUACGAAGAGUAAAAGCUUGCAACCCCCCAGAUGCUGGCCCUAUGGUUGUUCACUGCAGCGCCGGUGUGGGAAGAACGGGAUGUUUUAUAGUCAUCGAUGCAAUGUUAGAGAGAGUAAAGCUUGAGAAGACUGUAGACAUCUACGGUCACGUGACCUGCAUGCGCUCUCAGCGGAAUUACAUGGUGCAGACAGAGGACCAGUAUAUCUUCAUCCAUGAGGCUUUACUAGAAGCAGUGAUGUGCGGAAACACGGAAGUGCCGGCACGCAGCCUGUAUGCACACAUCCAGAAACUGUCUCAGGUCCCUCCAGGGGAAAGCGUCACCUCCAUGGAGCUGGAGUUCAAGCUCUUGGCCAACUCUAAGGCUCACACCUCCCGAUUCAUCAGUGCCAACUUACCAUGCAACAAGUUCAAGAAUCGGCUGGUGAAUAUAAUGCCGUACGAGAUAAGCCGUGUGUGUCUUCAGCCCAUACGUGGAGUGGAGGGGUCAGACUAUAUAAACGCCAGCUUCAUCGAUGGCUACAGGCAACAGAAAGGGUACAUCGCUACUCAGGGACCCCUGGCAGAGACCACUGAGGAUUUCUGGCGCAUGCUAUGGGAGCAUAAUUCUACCAUUGUGGUGAUGCUGACAAAGCUGCGGGAGAUGGGCCGGGAGAAGUGUCAUCAGUACUGGCCAGCAGAACGCUCCGCACGCUACCAGUAUUUUGUGGUGGAUCCCAUGGCUGAAUACAACAUGCCUCAGUACAUCCUGCGCGAGUUUAAAGUGACAGAUGCAAGGGAUGGACAGUCUCGGACAAUCAGACAAUUCCAGUUCACGGAUUGGCCAGAGCAAGGAGUUCCAAAAACGGGAGAAGGCUUCAUCGACUUCAUCGGACAAGUGCAUAAGACCAAGGAACAGUUUGGACAGGAUGGACCGAUAACUGUUCACUGCAGCGCCGGCGUGGGGCGGACCGGAGUCUUCAUUACACUCAGCAUUGUCCUGGAGCGGAUGAGGUACGAGGGAGUGGUGGACAUGUUCCAGACUGUGAAGACUCUAAGAACACAGCGACCGGCCAUGGUACAGACAGAGGACCAGUAUCAGCUGUGCUACAGAGCCGCGUUGGAGUACCUAGGCAGCUUUGACCACUAUGCAACAUAACUACCGCUUACCCACUGGCCGAGCUGGGAGUGAAAUGCGUCCAGGGACUAUGGCAUCGGACACAUCACCCUGUGCCGAGCUGUCCUCCUCCAGGCGCUGUUCCCACCUCAUCACGAGAUAAUGCAAAAGCUUUUUGCGAGACUUGCUUGGGGAUUUCAGCACAAUUCAUUCCUUGUUCCCUUCCAUACAGGUCUUGCUUCUCUGGUCCUAUCUAUGGCACACAGAAAAAAAAAAAAGAAAAUAUUAUAAUACAAUUAACAUUUGUUUUUCUAUUAUUUUUAAUAACUUUUUUAGAGUAUUUUUCUUUUUCUCUUUUUUUAAGUGUGGUGUUCCUGUAGGGAAGCCUUUUUAUCAGUUCAAUAUUAUUAUUAUCAUAAUUUUUUUUUUUUUAUUCUUGAAUAAGCGCGCUAAGGGAAAUGAUUCCUACAUGAAAUAUGUCAUUGCGACUGCAGGAACCCCUGUGUUGUGUGCAGAACUCCCGGAGAAGAGGGGACCAUACCUCGAUAAAGCACAUUCUUAUUAUUACAGCACCCUGGGAGGCGAGCGUGCACUCACAAAAACGCUGUCAGCACAAGGAUGCAUUGAAGAAUUAAAGCAGAUUAUCCCAAAUGAAGAAAUCACUUUGAGUGACCGGUGUGUGGACCUGUGUACUUGAUGUCUCUCAUCUCAUCCAACACCCGAUCGCACAGGAGCCGAUGGAAAUUACGCAGCAUAAUCACUGACUUUAGCACAAGGGUUGGACAAUGAGGGACCAAGAAAAAAAAAAAAAAAAAAACAUUGCCCAGUUCUUUAUAUUUUUUACAUUAUAUACUUAUAAGAUUUUUUUUCCUUCUUUUGUUUUCUCUUUUUACUUUUCUUUGCAGUCAGCGUCCAUCGGGGGACGCAGCUCGCCUGGUGCGAGAGACGGUUAGAGGUGUGGUGGUUACCUAGAGGUUUGCUGAAUAUAAAACAGUAUAUAUUUGCUCAGAGAUGUAGGAUGAAGACUUGAAGGAUAUAUUUUUCUUUUACCAAGUUAUAUUAGUUUUAGGGGGGGAAAAAAAUUAUUCUUUUUUCAGAACGGUGCCACAUAGUGAUUCCUUCUGUCUAGAAAACGAUAACAUUUUUUGGUUAUAGUGUGCAGCGUUUCGGACCUUCUACUAGACGCGUCCCAGAAAAAAAAAAAAAAAAACAUACAAAAAAAAAAAAGGAAAAAAAAAAAAAAGUGUACUUAUGAAUGGUACUCUGUAUUACUACACAUUAUAGCGGAGGCUGAUGUAAGAAAUAAAGGUGGUGGAGAAACCCUUGAAGUUGUAUCACACAAUGUCAUGGCUGGGAACCGACGUGAACGCUGUCUCUCUAAUGUUGGAUAAGGAAAUCAUUUUUACCUUGUGUAUACAUUAGUGCUGUUAGGAGUUUGCUCCGUUGUAUACAGUAUGUUUUUUAUUUGUUAAUAAAAAUGAGGAAAAAAAUAAAAAAAAACACACACAACAUAAAACUCAAAGUCUACUAAUAACAGCAUCUUUGCCGAAGAAAAGAAAAAAAAAAUCUCAAUGUUAAUAAAUUUGAAUAAUCAGGUUUGAUACAA
Messenger RNA from Hyla sarda, 7351 nucleotides. RefSeq names its product protein tyrosine phosphatase receptor type F (gene PTPRF). NCBI's taxonomy places the organism in Eukaryota, Metazoa, Chordata, Amphibia, Anura, Hylidae. Gene Ontology annotation, molecular function: protein tyrosine phosphatase activity; protein binding. Gene Ontology annotation, biological process: protein dephosphorylation. The transcript has 35 exons. The record is from RefSeq and is a predicted model, not a curated record. Bases 1 to 5787 code for a protein of 1928 amino acids.